CUGAGAGUGGAUAAGAGACUGCAGGAUGACCAUCCACAACCUGUACAUAUUCGAUCGGAACGGCAUCUGCCUGCACUACAGCGAAUGGAACAGGAGGAAACAGGCUGGAAUCUCCAAAGAUGAGGAGUGUAAGCUCAUGUACGGGAUGCUCUUCUCCAUCCGAUCCUUCGUCGGCAAGAUGAGCCCAGUGGACAUGAAGGACGGCUUCCUCUCGUUCCAAACCAGCAAGUACAAGCUGCAUUACUACGAGACGCCCAGCGGCCUGAAGAUGGUCAUGAACACAGACCUGAGUGUGGGGAGCACCCGGGAAAUCCUGCACCAGAUAUACAGUACGAUAUAUGUAGAAUACGUGGUGAAGAAUUCCCUCUGUUCCCUCAAUGAGCCGAUUCAAAGCGAACUCUUUAAAACCAAACUGGACACGUUCAUCCGCAGUCUCCCUUUCUUCUCGGCCCGGGCCGGUUAAACUCAACGACUAAAGAUCCAGCGCCCGGUGCAGCGCCACCUACUGCCCGUCCUUCAUUACUGUCCUCCGUGUCAUCCAAUUACAUUUGUUUUUGUUGUCAGCGUCUGACCAAUAAGCUGUGGGGGCAGAAGCUGGCAUCGGAGGGCAUGUAGCGAAUUCCUGGACCUGCGUUACCUGUGUCUGUCUGCCCUGUAUAUCCGUCAGGCUUCCGGAAGGAGGGAUUUUGGAAACAAAAGGGUUAAUAUAAACCCUUCAGGCUGAAAUAGACUGAAAUGCCCAAAAGGUGUUGCCAGCAUCCAAUCACAUUCACUCACAGAGGACUCUUUUUGUUGACAUCGUUCUGAUUGGCUCCUUGCUGUAGCCUCGGGCCAGUUUUAGUAUUCUGAUUGGCUGCAGGCUGGUUCGGCUCACACUGCCCUUGGUACUGCUCCCAUCAUGCCUCACUGGAGGUUCCCCUGGUUUUUGUGGUUUUUAUGUUAGAAAAUAAAAUGCCCAAAUACUGGGGCGAUGUUGAAACAACAUGAAAAUAAAGAGUGAACCGAAAA
Molecule: messenger RNA, 1008 nt
Organism: Xenopus tropicalis (tropical clawed frog)
Lineage: Eukaryota; Metazoa; Chordata; Amphibia; Anura; Pipidae
Gene: trappc1
Product: trafficking protein particle complex subunit 1
Exons: 5
Coding region: 26-463 (145 amino acids)
Biological process (GO): endoplasmic reticulum to Golgi vesicle-mediated transport; vesicle-mediated transport
Cellular component (GO): Golgi apparatus; endoplasmic reticulum; TRAPP complex
Source: RefSeq, marked provisional